Molecule: messenger RNA, 1397 nt
Organism: Balaenoptera musculus (blue whale)
Lineage: Eukaryota; Metazoa; Chordata; Mammalia; Artiodactyla; Balaenopteridae
Product: transcriptional enhancer factor TEF-1-like
Exons: 2
Coding region: 114-1349 (411 amino acids)
Biological process (GO): embryonic organ development; hippo signaling; regulation of transcription by RNA polymerase II
Cellular component (GO): transcription regulator complex
Molecular function (GO): RNA polymerase II cis-regulatory region sequence-specific DNA binding; DNA-binding transcription factor activity, RNA polymerase II-specific
Source: RefSeq, a predicted model, not a curated record
AAAACUUCCCUUCGGUUUAUUUACUUGAAAAGGCUCCAGGCUUCGGCUUGGAAAAUUCAACCGCCAAAAUUGAGCCGAGCAGCUGGAGCGGCAGUGAGAGCCCUGCCGAAAACAUGGAAAGGAUGAGUGACUCUGCAGGUAAGCCCAUUGACAAUGAUGCAGAAGGGGUCUGGAGCCCCGACAUUGAGCAGAGCUUUCAGGAAGCCUUGGCUAUCUAUCCACCAUGUGGGAGGAGGAAAAUCAUCUUAUCAGAUGAAGGCAAGAUGUAUGGUAGGAAUGAAUUGAUAGCCAGAUACAUCAGACUCAGGACUGGGAAGACGAGGACCAGAAAACAGGUGUCUAGUCACAUUCAGGUUCUUGCCAGAAGGAAACCUUGUGAUUUUCAUUCCAAGCUAAAGGAUCAGACUGCAAAGGAUAAGGCCCUGCAGCACAUGGCCGCCAUGUCGUCAGCCCAGAUCGAAUCAGCCACUGCCAUUCACAGCCAGCUGGGGCUGCCAGGGAUUCCACGCCCCACCUUCCCAGGGGCGCCGGGGUUCUGGCCGGGAAUGAUACAGACAGGACAGCCUGGAUCCUCACAAGACGUCAAGCCCUUCGUGCAGCAGGCCUACCCCAUCCAGCCAGCGGUCACAGCCCCCAUUCCAGGGUUUGAGCCUGCGUCAGCCCCAGCUCCCUCGGUCCCGGCCUGGCAGGGCCGCUCCAUUGGCACAACCAAACUCCGCCUGGUGGAGUUCUCAGCUUUCCUCGAACGGCGGCGAGACCCAGACUGGUACAACAAACACCUCUUCGUGCACAUUGGGCAUGCCAACCAUUAUUACAGUGACCCAUUGCUCGAAUCAGUGGACAUUCGUCAGAUUUAUGACAAAUUUCCUGAAAAGAAAGCUGGCUUAAAGGAAUUGUUUGGAAAGGGCCCUCAAAAUGCCUUCUUCCUCAUAAAAUUCUGGGCUGAUUUAAACUUCAGUAUUCAAGAUGAUGUCGGGGCUUUUUAUGGCGUGACCAGUCAGUAUGAGAGUUCUGAGAAUAUGACAGUCACCUGUUCCACCAAAGUUUGCUCCUUUGGGAAGCAAGCGGUAGAAAAAGUAGAGACGGAAUAUGCAAGUUUUGAGAAUGGCCGAUUUGUAUACCGAAUAAGCCGGUCCCCGACGUGUGAAUAUAUGAUCAGUUUCAUCCACAAGCUCAAACACUUACCAGAGAAAUAUAUGAUGAACAGUGUUUUGGAAAACUUCACAAUUUUGUUGGUGGUAACAAACAGGGAUACACACGAAACUCUCCUGUGCAUGGCCUGUGUAUUUGAAGUUUCAAAUAGUGAACAUGGAGCACAGCAUCAUAUUUACAGGCUUGUAAAGGACUAACCAUGGUUAUUUAUAAAUAUAGAUAUCUGUAUAUACACACACACAUAU